Molecule: messenger RNA, 2448 nt
Organism: Brassicogethes aeneus
Lineage: Eukaryota; Metazoa; Arthropoda; Insecta; Coleoptera; Nitidulidae
Source: the annotation of a GenBank genome assembly
AUGGACAACGGAGAGCGGGAGCAACUCGCAACAUUUAUGGGCCAUACAUCUAAAACCCAUAAUGAAUGGUAUAGAUUACCGUCGGAUAUAUACCAAACGGCAAAGGUUUCAAAUAUUUUAGUCAUGGCCCAAAAGAACUCAAUUGAGCAUAAGGGGCGUAAAUUGGAUGAAUUAGAUGUAGAUUAUACGUUUGUUGAAACAGUGGAAAAAGAACUCCACCAGGAAGUGCCCCGGGGAAUGGUUAUUUUAAUUCCAAACAGAGAUAUGUUUUAUAAUCCAGAUGUAGAUAUAAUUUCUGAAAGAGAUAAUAAUUUUACGAAUAAUAGAGGUGCUACGAAUUCUGGAGAAACAAGUCCUGACUCUGAUCAUGAUUUUGAACAAUCUCUACCACAAGUUCGCGUUAGAACAAAUCAAAGAAAUACUGUUGUUUCCAGAAGAAGAGUUACAAAUACUGAAGAAACAAAUCCUGACUCUGAUCAUGAUUUUGAACAAUCUUUACAACAAGUUCGCGUUAGAGCAAAUCAAAGAAAUACUGUUGUUUCCAGAAGAAGAGUUACGAAUACUGAAGAAACAAAUCCUGACUCUGAUCAUGAUUUUGAAAAAUCUUUACAAGUUCGCGUUAGAGCCAAUCAAAGAAAUACUGUUGUGUCCAGGAGAAGAGUUACAAUUGAACAAAAUAGUGAUAACUCUGAUGGUGAAGUUUUAUCACCAAUACGACGCAAUAACAAUACAAACCUAUCACCAUUAACAAUUGUUGGAAGUCAAUCUUUUCAAGUAACAGAAGAACUCCACCAGGAAGUGCCCCGGGGAAUGGUUAUUUUAAUUCCAAACAGAGAUAUGUUUUAUAAUCCAGAUGUAGAUAUAAUUUCUGAAAGAGAUAAUAAUUUUACGAAUAAUAGAGGUGCUACGAAUUCUGGAGAAACAAGUCCUGACUCUGAUCAUGAUUUUGAACAAUCUCUACCACAAGUUCGCGUUAGAGCAAAUCAAAGAAAUACUGUUGUUUCCAGAAGAAGAGUUACAAAUACUGAAGAAACAAAUCCUGACUCUGAUCAUGAUUUUGAACAAUCUUUACAACAAGUUCGCGUUAGAGCAAAUCAAAGAAAUACUGUUGUUUCCAGAAGAAGAGUUACGAAUACUGAAGAAACAAAUCCUGACUCUGAUCAUGAUUUUGAAAAAUCUUUACAAGUUCGCGUUAGAGCCAAUCAAAGAAAUACUGUUGUGUCCAGGAGAAGAGUUACAAUUGAACAAAAUAGUGAUAACUCUGAUGGUGAAGUUUUAUCACCAAUACGACGCAAUAACAAUACAAACCUAUCACCAUUAACAAUUGUUGGAAGUCAAUCUUUUCAAGUAACAGACUCGAUUGAAUCUACAACCAAUUCAAUCUCUAUCACAGCUGAUAUAGAAUACCCUGUUUUACCUGUCAACAAUGAAGACUCCGAAGUAUUCCCUGUGAUAAUGAGAAGAGAAAAUAUUUUGGAAGAGAUGUUGCAAUUAUACGAAGAUGAAACUAUUGUACAAAAAAUGAUUAAAGUAACAUUUGAAAAUGAACAGGGGCUGGACUUUGGAGGCCUAACUAAAGAAUUAUUCUCGGUAUUCUGGGAAAAAUGUGUACUUGAAUUUUUUAGAGGGGAAAACCGAAUGGUACCGUUUUUACCAUUAUCGAAAAUGCGAAAAGGCGUCGAUAAAAAAUUUCCAGUUAUUGGGAGAAUUUUAACCCAUGGAAUAAUUUUAACAAAAUAUAUUCCUACGAUGCUUUGCAAAACUGUAUUUUUAAAAUUAAGUUCCGCAGAAACUGAUAUACCUAAUGAAAUAUUAUUAGAAGAUUUCUUCUUUUUUCUGACUCCUUCAGAACGGUCAUUGAUUUUUAAAGCAAAAAAUAAGUUUGAUCAACUGACUAAUAUAGAGCAGGAUCUACUGUUGGAGUUUUUUGCAACGUUUGGGCUUGCAGAACUGCCCAAAGCCUCCGAAAUUGAGGAUCAACUCCACAUUAUAGCAAGAAAUAUUUUAUGUUUAGAAAGCAACAACUUUUUGAAGCUAAUAAAAGAUGGCAUUCCACUAUUUUGUGAAAACUUUUUUGAAGAGUUAAGUGUUAAUAAAGUGAACGCUUUAUUUGCACAACAAGCACCUACACCUGACAAAAUUUUAAAAGCCCUGAAAACAGACCCAGAGGACCUAAAUAAUUUUCAGGCUCGUGUUUAUUACUUUUUUAAAACAUACAUAAAAAAUAUGUCUUUAAAUAAACUUGCAACAUUCUUACAAUUUAUCACUGGAUCUCCACAUAUGCCAGAAUUUAUUACAAUUAGCUUUAAAGCAGGGGAUUACCCAGUAGCCCACACCUGCUCAAAUGUACUAGAAUUACCAACGACUUAUUCCAGCUCUCAGGAAUUAAAAUUUCAGUUCGAAGCAAAUUUAGAAAAUGAAAUUUGUUUUCAAUAUUCGGCCCUCUAA